AUGACACCAGCAGUUUCCAUAUUGAGUCCAAUAGUUGCUUUGUUAUUCGAAUGUUUCUUGUUCAUUUUAUGGAUGGUUGCUGCCGAGUGUGCCGCAAGUUAUUAUGGGCCAUUGUAUUGCAACGGGUAUGAUAGUUUUUACGAUACUUACUAUGGUGAAUACGAUUAUUAUAGAUUUGACGGGGUUAAAAUUGCCUGCGAGACGGGAAAGGGAAUUAUCGGGGUUUCUGUGGUUGGACUUCUUCUCUCGGUUGUCCUGUUAGUGUUAGUGUUUGUCUAUUCGGUUAUUCCUGCUGCUGCAGCAAAUGCUGUCGGGUCACGUAACUGGUUUGAUUUGGGUGGGAUCUUCCCCAAGUAUGUCAAUACUGGGCUAGAACCAAAAUUUCAUCACAGUACAUAA
Sungouiella intermedia is the source of this 399-nucleotide messenger RNA. Lineage: Eukaryota; Fungi; Ascomycota; Pichiomycetes; Serinales; Metschnikowiaceae. The record is from the annotation of a GenBank genome assembly.